This is a messenger RNA of Diaporthe batatas, 543 nucleotides long. Its product is annotated as type 1 protein phosphatase-activating protein YPI1. NCBI's taxonomy places the organism in Eukaryota, Fungi, Ascomycota, Sordariomycetes, Diaporthales, Diaporthaceae. The transcript has 2 exons. Gene Ontology annotation, molecular function: protein phosphatase 1 binding; protein serine/threonine phosphatase inhibitor activity. Gene Ontology annotation, cellular component: nucleus. The record is from RefSeq and is a predicted model, not a curated record. Bases 1 to 543 code for a protein of 180 amino acids.
AUGGCCCAGGGCACAUCAGAUCAACAGUCCUCGGGCGGCGGGGGCGGGGUGGGCGCCGGCGCACCUUCACAGGCGAUGAGGGCCGCGGGGCCGGGCACAACGGCACAGACCCAGACGCAACAACAAACACAGUCACCAAUCCUACGGUUGCGCGGCGCGCAGAGGGAUCGGGGCCCCCGGGUCCAGUGGGCGGAGAGCGUGGUGGACAACGAGGGCAUGGGGAAGAAGUCCUCAAAGGUAUGCUGCAUCUACCACGCGCCCAAGGCGGUCGACGAGUCUAGCGAUGAGUCCUCCUCCGACUCUUCCAGCUCGUCAUCAUCCGACGAAGACUCCGAUUCGGGCGAGGGGCCCUCGCGCCGCGCAGACGGGGACCAGGUGGGCAAAGACUGCGGUCACAGCCACAGCCACAAGCACGGUCGCGGCCGUCGGAAGGGCGACGAGGGGCGGAGGAAGAGGAAGCCCAGCCCGAAUGCCUACGAGAAGGUGCCGAAGCCGAAGCCCAAGGAUGGGCCCGGGGGCUCGGGCCCUGUCGGGACCGGCUGA